Messenger RNA from Pararge aegeria (speckled wood butterfly), 2620 nucleotides. Its product is annotated as cytochrome P450 6B5-like. Bases 10 to 2547 code for a protein of 845 amino acids. Gene Ontology annotation, molecular function: iron ion binding; oxidoreductase activity, acting on paired donors, with incorporation or reduction of molecular oxygen; monooxygenase activity. The transcript is spliced from 5 exons. Lineage: Eukaryota; Metazoa; Arthropoda; Insecta; Lepidoptera; Nymphalidae. The record is from RefSeq and is a predicted model, not a curated record.
CCUGUCAAGAUGUUCACAUUAGUACUGGUUGUAUUGUUAGUUAUAGCAAUUUACUUUUACGGAACACGAAACUUUGAUUAUUGGAAGAAAAGGGGAGUGAAAUACGAAGAACCUUUGUUCUUUUUCGGCGGCAAUAUCAAAAGUUAUAUUGAUAAUGUCAGUUUUUCCGAGCGCUUCGCAGCACUACACCGAGCGUACCCUAAUGAAAAAUUUGUCGGCCUCUUCGAAGGAAGCCGCCCAUCGAUCCUUAUCAGGGACCCUGAGUUGAUAAAACAUGUUCUCAUGACGGACUUUCGACACUUUCAUCGCCGUGGAAUAAGUUUGAACAAGUUGGUCACGGAUCCUUUAAUGAAGAAUUUGUUUACCGUGGACGGUGAUAUUUGGAAAUUGAUGAGGCAAAAGUUAACAUCCGCUUUUUCUACCAGUAAGCUGAAAGCUAUGUUCCCACUUAUAGUUGAAACAACGGAAAAGUUGACACAGAUCGCGAAUGAAUACGCAGAGUCAAACGACGAAGUUGAUGUGCGUGAACUAAUGGCGAGGUACACUACAGAUUUCGUCGGCGCGUGUGGAUUCGGCAUCGACUCCCAGGCUUUGAAUGAAACUGAUUCAGAUUUUCGUCGAUUAGGUAAGCGUAUCUUCAGUCCAACAAUUCGAGAUCACUUUGUGAAUCUCAUGAAAUCAAUGUUCCCGGAAACAUUCAGGAAUGUGCGUUUCUUCGCCCCCGAAAUAGAGGAGAAGACAUUUUCGAUUGUACGACAAAUAAUGGCUCAGAGAAACUAUAAACCUUGUGGUAGGAACGACUUCAUUGAUUUAAUGUUAGAGUUAAAGCAGAAAAAGAAAAUUGUUGGGGAGUCAAUAGAAAAACGGAACGUGGAUGGUACUCCUGAACUUGUUGAAUUUGAUCUGGAUGACCAGUUGCUUGCAGCGCAAGUCUUCAUAUUCUUCGCUGCAGGGUUCGAAACUUCUUCGUCUGCCAGCAGUUUUCUUCUUCACAUGCUGGCGUUCCACCCGGAAGCGCAGGAACGUUGCCGGAAAGAAGUAGAUGAAGUUCUUAACAACUAUGAUGGGAAGCUUUGUUAUGAUGCUGUAAAAGAUAUGAAAUACUUGGAAAUGGCUUUUAAGGAAGGUUUGCGACUACUGCCAUCGCCUGGUUAUUUACUAAGAUUAACGUGUGACAAAUACCACAUCCCAGGAACAGAUGUAACGAUAGACGAAGGGACUUCGGUGGUGAUAUCCGUGGAGGCUUUAUGUUCUGAUGAACGGUACUUCGAGGAUCCAGAGACUUUCAACCCUGAGAGAUUUCACCCUGACAAUAUCAGGAAUAUUGAGAAAUGUGUUUAUAUGCCUUUCGGAGAUGGCCCCCGGGCGUGCAUAGACGACGAUGUUUGGAAACUUUUGAGACAAAAUCUAACUUCCGCGUUCUCCAGUGCUAAACUUAAGGCUAUGUUUCCACUAAUUGUUGAAAGAGCAGAUAAAUUAACACAGAUAGCAAAAGAAUCAGCUGAGUUUCAAGACGAAAUUGAUGUUCGUGAACUAAUGGCGAGGUAUACUACAGAUUUUAUUGGCGCAUGUGGAUUUGGCAUCGAUUCCCAAGCUUUGAAUGAGGAAAACUCUGAUUUCCGUAAACUAGGAAAGCGUAUAUUUAAACGUAAUUUACGUGAUGUCUUCGUGGCUCUUUUAAUGGCUAUGUUUCCAGAAACGUUUAAAAAUCUUCACUUAUUUGCACCUGAGAUUGAAGAGAAAACUUUUUCAAUCGUUGGGCAGAUUAUGGCGCAGAGAGACUACAAACCAUCUGGGAGGAAUGACUUUAUUGAUUUGUUAUUGGAGUUGAGACAGAAAGGUAAAAUUGUCGGAGAAUCAAUCGUGAAGCGGAAGCCUGAUGGCAGUCCUGAAACUGUUGAAUUGGAGUUGAAUGACAAAGUGCUCGCAGCACAAGCAUUUAUAUUCUUCGCUGCUGGCUUCGAGACUUCCUCAGCAGCCAGUAGCUUUCUUCUCCAUAUGCUCGCAUACCAUCCGGAGAUUCAAGAAAAAUGCCGCAAUGAAGUAGAUGCUGUUCUAAAGAGUUAUGAUGGAAAACUUUGCUAUGACGCAGUCAAAGAUAUGAAAUAUUUGGAAAUGGCUUUCAAAGAAAGCAUGCGCUGCUUGCUGUCUCCAGGUUUCUUAUUAAGAGUGACAUGUACCAAGUACCCCAUCCCAGGGACUGAUGUCGUUUUAGAGGAAGGGAUGCGGGUGGUAAUCUCUUUGGAUGGCUUGUGUUCUGAUCAACAGUACUUCAAGGAACCGGAAGAGUUCAGACCGGAGAGAUUCCAUCCGGAUAAUAUUGGGAAAAUCAAGAAAUUCACGUACAUGCCUUUUGGAGAAGGACCUCGAGCGUGUAUAGGUGAGCGUAUGGGCGUUAUGCAGUCGUUGGCGGGAGUGGCAACCAUUUUGAGGAGUUUCACAGUGGCGCCGUCUCGUAGUUCGCUGCGAAAACCGCGAAUCGAUCCAAAAUCGAUGAUCGUUCAAACUAUACUUGGUGGAUUACCUCUAGCACUUAGGCAAAGAUAGAUAUAUGUGUUUAAAAUGCUAGUUGUAAGCGAAUACUAAGCCGAUGUGGUAUUACAGUAUCCAAUAUAAUGAA